AUACUAUCUGUCAUUCAUUGAUUUAGUUGUGUUGGUUUUUAAGUCUAUUUUUUAAUACUUUGUAAGAAUAAACAAUAUAUUUAUUUUAAAAGUCAAAAGUGAAAAUAACUAGUGCUACCUAUAGCACUAAUAUGAGUGAUGUACUGAAAAACUUUCAAGAGCGCUCACGCAAACGUAAACAAUUAUUAGCACAAACGCUCGGUUUGUCGGUAGAUGAACUAAAGAUUGCCUUGGGUACUGCGCCUGAAGUGAGUAAUGGUUCAAGUUACGGUAAUGCGUUUGGCACAAACUUCGCUAAAAAUGCCUGCCAUAAUAAUCAACGAACUCAGGAUGACGAAGAAAGUGCCAUUAAAAAAAUGCCAGGAGAGAUAAUUUAUAGAGACUCAUCAACGUUUCUGAAAGGCACGCAAUCUUCCAAUCCCCAUAACGAUUACUGCCAGCAUUUCGUUGACACUGGACAACGGCCACAGAAUUUCAUACGUGAUGUCGGUUUAGCUGAUCGUUUCGAAGAGUACCCGAAAUUACGUGAACUAAUACGACUCAAGGAUAAACUAAUACAAGACACCGCCUCGGCUCCCAUGUACUUAAAAGCCGAUUUAAAAGUAUUGGAUUUGAAAGCUCUGGGCACCAAAUUUGAUGUUAUACUUAUCGAACCACCGUUAGAAGAGUAUUCACGGGCAGCGCCUUCAGUAGCUACAGUAGGAGGCGCUCCGCGAGUUUUUUGGAAUUGGGACGAAAUACUAAAUCUGGAUGUAGGAGAGGUAGCAGCACACCGUUCUUUUGUCUUCCUAUGGUGUGGUUCUUCAGAGGGUCUGGACAUGGGACGCAACUGUCUGAAAAAGUGGGGUUUCAGGCGCUGUGAAGAUAUUUGUUGGAUACGCACGAAUAUUAACAAACCCGGUCACUCUAAACAAUUAGAACCAAAAGCCGUUUUCCAGCGUACCAAGGAGCACUGCCUGAUGGGUAUUAAAGGCACGGUUAGACGUUCAACUGAUGGUGAUUUUAUACACGCCAAUGUUGAUAUUGAUUUAAUAAUAUCGGAAGAAGACGAAUUUGGUUCCUUCGAAAAACCCAUCGAAAUUUUUCACAUUAUCGAACAUUUCUGUUUGGGGCGUCGUCGUAUGCAUCUGUUUGGACGCGAUUCAAGCAUAAGGCCUGGUUGGCUAACAGUCGGUCCGGAACUUACAAACUCCAAUUUUAACGCUGAACUUUAUCAAACCUAUUUUGCGGAGGCUCCUGCAACUGGAUGUACCAGUCGUAUAGAGUCCUUACGUCCCAAAAGUCCUCCUGCUAAUAGUAAAAUUUUACGUGGUCGUGGACGCGGCUUUCUACGAGGACGCGGUAGGCCGAGGUAGAAUUCUUUUUAUAAUGCUAAAAACAAGACCUGUUUUCUUCGUUUCUUUAUUAGUUUAUCCAUCAAACAGCGUUACUCACAUUUUCUUUCUUCUGUAAAAAAAAAAAAUUAAUUUCCCGACAAGAAAUCAAUCUUUUU
This is a messenger RNA of Glossina fuscipes, 1492 nucleotides long. RefSeq names its product N6-adenosine-methyltransferase non-catalytic subunit (gene Mettl14). Bases 132 to 1355 code for a protein of 407 amino acids. The transcript is spliced from 4 exons. The record is from RefSeq and is a predicted model, not a curated record. NCBI's taxonomy places the organism in Eukaryota, Metazoa, Arthropoda, Insecta, Diptera, Glossinidae. Gene Ontology annotation, molecular function: mRNA binding. Gene Ontology annotation, cellular component: RNA N6-methyladenosine methyltransferase complex; nucleus.